Messenger RNA from Indicator indicator, 666 nucleotides. It is a transcript of the gene CPTP, whose product is annotated as ceramide-1-phosphate transfer protein. Gene Ontology annotation, cellular component: cytosol; membrane; cytoplasm. Gene Ontology annotation, biological process: ceramide transport; intermembrane lipid transfer. Gene Ontology annotation, molecular function: ceramide 1-phosphate binding; ceramide 1-phosphate transfer activity. NCBI's taxonomy places the organism in Eukaryota, Metazoa, Chordata, Aves, Piciformes, Indicatoridae. The transcript is spliced from 2 exons. The record is from RefSeq and is a predicted model, not a curated record. Bases 1 to 639 code for a protein of 212 amino acids.
AUGGCGGAAGAUGAGUUCAGCUUGCGGGAGGUUCUCGCCGCUUUCCAGACCUGUGUGACGGAGCGGCGGGAGGUGCUGUUGGGCCCCUACUUGUGUGGCUGGCGGGGCCUCAUCCGGUUCCUGCACCGCCUGGGAGCCAUCUUCUCCUUCGUCUCCAAGGACGCCGUGGCCAAGGUGCAGAUCAUGGAGAGCUACUGCGGCGGCGAGCAGCGGGAGAAGUACGUCUCGCUGCAGUCCAUGGUGGAGUAUGAGCUGGCCAACGGGCUGGUGGACUUGCAGAAGCGGUCUGGCCACCCUGAUUCCGGAUGCCGCACCGUCCUCCGCCUCCACAGGGCCCUGCGCUGGCUGCAGCUCUUCCUGGAGGGGCUGAGGACGGGCCAGGAGGACUCACGGACGUCUGUCAUCUGCACGGACUCCUACAACGCAUCCCUGGCUGCCUUCCACCCCUGGGUUAUUCGCAAGGCUGCCACAGUGGCCUUCUGUGCCCUGCCGCCCCGAAACGCCUUCCUGGAGAUCAUGAACGUGGGGACAACCGAGGAAGCUGUCACUAUGCUGGGUGAGGCCUUGCCCUACAUUUCCAAGGUCUACAGCAUCACCCAGGAGCUCUUUGCCCAGCAUCAGCUGCUUGACCUUCCUUGACAGGAGGGAUGCUAAAGAGCCACAUCC